Messenger RNA from Pollicipes pollicipes, 921 nucleotides. RefSeq names its product nucleosome-remodeling factor subunit BPTF. The coding region runs from base 25 to 921 and encodes 298 amino acids. The record is from RefSeq and is a predicted model, not a curated record. Lineage: Eukaryota; Metazoa; Arthropoda; Thecostraca; Pollicipedomorpha; Pollicipedidae. The transcript has 8 exons.
AUCCAGCAGGGCGUCGCCACGUCCAUGGCCUCCAUGCCGACCCAGGUCCAGGUGAUCCAGCAGCCGAUGAACUCGGCGUACCUGCAGCAGCUGUACAGCCACCCGGGCCAGGUGCUGAUGGGCAACGUGAUGCACCAGCAGGGACUCGGUGGUCCUAUCCAGGUGAUCGCCGCCGGAAAGCCGCUGACUCAGUCGCAGCUUCCACACAUGCUCACCUCUGCCGGCGCGUUUCCGGCGGCCGGCUACACGACCAUCCCGACGUCCAACAACGGCACGCUAGUGAUGCUCUCCUCGCAGGCCAACAUCCUGCCGUCCAACUCGAAGCCCAACGACCUGACUAAGGUGGCGCUGGGUCAGCGGCUGCCGCUGCACGCGGCCGGCUCGCCGGGCCCCAAGCAGCUGGUGUCGGUGGCCGGCUCUGGCGUGCACCAGCACCAGGUGGUGACUUCCCAGGCGGGCUCGCACCACAUGCCCAUGAUCGCCAACUCGUCACAGAUCUUCAACCAGCUGCAGGCGUUCGGUCAGAUGCCGCAGGCUUUCGGCCAGAUGCCGCAGGCGCUGUUCCAGAACCCGAUUUACAUCCGGCCGUCGGUGGCGCCGGCGGCCGGGCCCGGCCAGGCGCCGCAGGAGGGCAUGUUCCUGCAGAGCCCGCCCGCCCAGCAGCAGGUGCAGCAGCAGCAGGUGACGGCCGACCCGAACCAGCUGCGCUUCUCGGCCGCCGUGGCUACGGCCACCACCAUGACGACGCUGCCGCAGACGGUGCCGGCGCAGCCGCCGCCGGCGCAGCAGGCGCAGCCGCAGGCGCAACCGGCCGCCAAGCCACGCUACGCCGAGCCGCCCAGCAUCCAGCCGCGGCGCCGCGGCAGCAGCACAAGAUGCGCGUCAAGGCGGCCGGCCGCGGCCAGCCGGGUCUGGCGCUGA